Boleophthalmus pectinirostris (great blue-spotted mudskipper) is the source of this 725-nucleotide messenger RNA. It is a transcript of the gene dad1, whose product is annotated as defender against cell death 1. NCBI's taxonomy places the organism in Eukaryota, Metazoa, Chordata, Actinopteri, Gobiiformes, Gobiidae. Gene Ontology annotation, cellular component: oligosaccharyltransferase complex; membrane. Gene Ontology annotation, biological process: protein N-linked glycosylation. Bases 177 to 518 code for a protein of 113 amino acids. The record is from RefSeq and is a predicted model, not a curated record. The transcript has 4 exons.
UUCUGAUGUAAUCUAUCCACAGCAUAAUAUAUUAAACAUAAAUACAGACAGAGUAUUUGUAGAGCCACUGAAAGAAAAAGUUAGGACUCUAUAUUCAAGUUCGGGAAGGUUAAAGUUUUGUUUAUUAGAUACUGUUUCACACCGUAACACCUGUCCAGGUUUUGUAGACCAUAAGCAUGUCAAAUUCAGUCAUAUCGGUUAUUUCCCGGUUUCUGGAGGAGUACACCACCACAACCCCCAACAGACUAAAGGUGGUGGAUGCAUACUUGCUGUACAUCUUGCUAACUGGAGCCCUGCAAUUUCUCUACUGUCUGCUGGUCGGCACCUUCCCAUUCAACAGUUUUCUCUCUGGAUUCAUCUCAUGCGUGGGCUCUUUCAUUCUGGCAGUGUGUCUCAGGAUCCAGAUCAAUCCGCAAAACAAAGGGGAUUUCUUGUCCGUCUCCCCGGAGAGGGCUUUUGCUGACUUUCUCUUCGCUCACACAGUUCUUCAUCUGGUUGUGAUGAACUUCAUUGGUUAGAGCUGACACUUCUCCAGCUUACAAGAAAACCAUAAGGAGAGGUGCUUUGAAGACAUCUGAUUUGGAGCUCUACGUUUUGAAUCUGUCAGACAAAUUGCAGUUCAAUUUUCUUACUGAUGAUGGUUGAUUUGGUUUUUUUUUUAUGUGAACAUUUGUAAGGCAUUCCCAUCUGCACUUUUGACACAAAUAAAAAUGUAUAACAUGUAA